Molecule: messenger RNA, 1776 nt
Organism: Eremomyces bilateralis CBS 781.70
Lineage: Eukaryota; Fungi; Ascomycota; Dothideomycetes; Eremomycetales; Eremomycetaceae
Exons: 2
Coding region: 1-1491 (496 amino acids)
Source: RefSeq, a predicted model, not a curated record
AUGUCCGAAAAGGGCCCCAGCAAAGAAGACCUCCUCGCCCAACUCGACCUCAUCGAAUCCGAAGAAUACAAGCCCCCCCCCAAAUCCUCCCUCAAAUCCACCCGCCCCGCCCACCCCCGCUCCUCCACUGACAAACCCGCCUCCAACCCCCCCACCGAAGCCGACGACUUCCCCGACUUCCCCGACCUCGCCAAACCCCUCCGCCCCAUCACCCCCCAGCUCGCCCGCACCCGCUCCCCCAAGGUCGCCACCCCGCCGUCCACCGCCGCCCCGUCCGCGCGCACGAGCGAGGAGCGCGGGGCGGUCGGGAGGAAGAGUGCGGAGAGUGGGCGGUCGUUGAGGGCGGUGGGGACGCCGGGGUCGGAGGGAGAGCCGGGGACGGAAGGGGAGAAGGUGGUGACGGAGGGGGAGCAGGGAGGGGGGUGGUGGGGAGGGUUGUUUGCGACAGCGACAGCGGCGGUGAAGACAGCGGAGGCGGCGGUAAGGGAGGUGCAGAGGAGUGAGGAUGCGCAGCGGUGGGUGGGGCAGGUGAGAGGGAAUGUGGGCGUGUUGCGGGGGUUGGGCGGCGAACUCACGUCCCGCGCCCUCCCAACCUUCACCAACAUCCUCCACACCCUCGCCCCUCCUAUCUCCCAACACGAACGACUCCAAAUCCACAUCACCCACGACCUUGUCGGCUACCCCGCCCUCGACCCCAUGAUCUACCAGGUUUUCUCCCGCGUCAUGUCCCAAGUCGAAGGCGGCGACCUCCUCGUCAUCCAGCGCGGCUCCGAAUCUGCCCAUCGCCGCUCCUCCUCCGCCGGCGUCCCCGCCUCCGGCCCCUCCGGCUGGAACGACGGCCCCUGGUGGCGCCAGGCUGACGUUAAGCGGGACAUAGGCGCCGUCAAGGGGCUGGUCGAGGGGACGAAACUGGUGGUUGCCGGAGCCGAGGCGUUCGCGCAUGAGUUCUUCGCGCAGCGCGGCGGGGUCGAGGAGGCGGCGAAGCAGGCCACCGAGGUGCUGAGCGCGUCGAACCCCGUGCGGAGCAGCGAUAUCUUCCUGGCGAUUCAGGCGGUGUCGUAUGCCCAGCCGGGCGACCUGUUCACGCGGUCGGCAAGCGAGGAAGGCCAGGAAACCGGCGGGGUGGAAGAGCCAAAAGAGAGCGAGGAGCUGGUGGUGUUCGCGAUCUAUCUCCACGAUCCGAUCCACAGCAUCAGCUUCCGGUCGCUGAGCCAGGCGGUGCCGUUGAAGUGGAUCGAGUGGUUGGAUGCCGCGGCGCCGGAGGAUGGGACGCCGCCCGAAGAGAUUUGGGAGAUCAUGGAGAGCGGGGGGCUGGAUCCGCGGGAGUGGGUUGCCGAGUGGGUGGAGGAGGUGAUUAGUCUUGCGGUCGGCGUCGUGGCGCAGCGGUAUGUUGCAAGGCGGAUGGGGGUCGGUGAGGGUGGGUUGGGUCGAGGGAAGGCGAGGCAGGCGGCAGUUGAGUCUGGUGCUGGGGAGCUGGCUCGCGCGUUGUAGUGCGGUUGCGUCUCUUGCCCUGACUUUAUGAACGUCCGAAUCUGUAUGGUUGUCGUUGGAGUUUCUCGUGGGUAUCGAAUCCGGCGGCCCUCGGUUGGAUUGACGUCUUUCCCGAGUCUGUGAAAGAAGUCCUCAUGGCGUUCGACAUCGUGUAAUAGCGUCACUUCAGAAUAUCAAAACAUCGACAAACGCCCCUCGCACCCAUCCCGUCAUUACUCGUCUGGAAAUUCCACCCCGCCUCCCUCACUUCUUCUCCGCUGUCAAUGGACCCUUCUUCUCCCCCUU